This is a messenger RNA of Protobothrops mucrosquamatus (brown spotted pit viper), 1673 nucleotides long. It is a transcript of the gene SLC49A3, whose product is annotated as solute carrier family 49 member 3. Gene Ontology annotation, biological process: transmembrane transport. Gene Ontology annotation, cellular component: membrane. Bases 146 to 1555 code for a protein of 469 amino acids. The record is from RefSeq and is a predicted model, not a curated record. Gene Ontology annotation, molecular function: transmembrane transporter activity. The transcript is spliced from 10 exons. Lineage: Eukaryota; Metazoa; Chordata; Lepidosauria; Squamata; Viperidae.
UUUUUUUUUGCCGACUCCGACGUUCCAGGCAAACCCGCACAUGGGAGACGAUGGCUCAGAAGGUGUUUAGCCGCGCGGCGGAGACUUUCCACUAAGCAGCCUUGGCCGGCGGAGGGGAGAGGACUGCGCGAAGAAGGGCGCUCCGAUGGAUGACAGCCGCUGCAUCGACCAAGAGCUCCAGCCUUCCUCGGAGCAAGCCUUCAAGGCUUACAAGCGGCGCUGGGUCAUCCUGGCGGCCGUCUGCGUGGUGAACUGCUCCAAUGCGAUGCUAUGGUUGACCUUUGCUCCAGUGGCUGACAUAACAGCUGAACGAUUCCACACCUCACUGGAUAUGGUCAAUUGGCUCUCCAUUGUGUACUUUGUGGUAUCAGUUCCUGUGGGGCUUCUAGCAAUAUGGAUCCUGGACACCAUCGGACUUAGAUGUGCUGUGCUACUCUGCGCCUGGCUCAAUAUGGUGGGCAGCAUCAUUCGUGUUUUCAGUGUUAUUGAUAGCCUGAGCUUAGGCUCCCUAAACUACAUCUACCUUCUUGUAGGACAGUGUCUCUGUGCUGGAGCCCAGCCACUCAUCAUCUUUGCACCAACUAAGCUAGCAGCUCUCUGGUUCCCUGAAGACCAACGAGCCACAGCCAACAUGAUUGCCUCUAUGUCCAAUCCGUUGGGCAUGCUCGUAGUUAACCUAUUGUCACCGACACUUGCUCCAGAAGCGAAAGAUCUCCCUUUACUGAUUGGAGUGUCUGCAGUGCCUGCGAUCCUCGGCUGCCUCCUGUCCACCUUCGGUGUUUGCAGUGGUGUUCCCCCAACUCCACCGUCGGCAAGCGCCGAUCAUUUAAAUUCACCGACUUUCUGUGAAGGUUUGAAAAUGCUGGUCCGAAAUAAGCCUUACAUUAUCCUGACCCUCUGCUUUGCCACGGGGGUAGCACUCUUCACCUGUCUCAGUUCUCUGUUGGAACAGAUCCUGUGCGUCAAUGGAUAUUCCAAUUUUUUUGCAGGUUUGACUGGAGCCUUGUUCAUUAUAUUUGGGCUCAUUGGUGCCUUCUUCCUUGGAUUAUAUGUAGAUAGGACAAAGAAGUUUACAGAAACUACCAAAAUCAGUUUUAUUCUAUCUGCUUUGACUUGCAUUGGAUUUGCAGUGGUAUCCCAGAUGAGAGACCAAACCUAUGCUGUGGCAAUAUUCAGCAGUCUUUUUGGGCUUUUUGGAUUUUCUAUGUAUCCCAUUGUCAUGGAACUAAACGUUGAAUGCUCUUAUCCUGUAGGAGAAGGAACGUCGUCAGGGAUCAUUUUUGUGACCAGCCAGAUCCUAGGAGUUCUGUUCAUACUUCUGUUCCAGAACUUGGCGGUGGAAAAAAAGAAUGCCCCUUUCUCUACCUGUGCUCCAUCUCUAGGUCCACCAAUGGAUUGGACAAAUGCAACACUAGUGAUGGCUGGAAUUACCACUUUGACAUCCUGUUUGUUUAUCGUUACAUUUCACACUAAUUACAAGAGGAUCUCUGCAGAAACAUCUCAAAGCUCUUCCAUCAACAAAACAGAAGAUGACGAUGUUGCAGUAACAGCAUGAAAUAUUUCUAAAGGAACUCUGGACUAAGCCAUAUGCCUAAAAAUCAGCCGACACCUCAAGACACCUCAAGUGCCAUAAACUCAAUAAAUUAUAACUUUGUGAUAAGUGACUGAAAAAA